Molecule: messenger RNA, 624 nt
Organism: Acanthisitta chloris (rifleman)
Lineage: Eukaryota; Metazoa; Chordata; Aves; Passeriformes; Acanthisittidae
Gene: HSD11B1L
Product: hydroxysteroid (11-beta) dehydrogenase 1-like
Exons: 5
Coding region: 1-624 (207 amino acids)
Cellular component (GO): intracellular membrane-bounded organelle
Molecular function (GO): oxidoreductase activity
Source: RefSeq, a predicted model, not a curated record
AUGAGGCCGCUGGGAAAAGUGCUCUGUGCCACAGGCAUUGCAGCUGUGCUCAUAGCUUUCUUCUGGAAAGACUCUUUUGACCCAGGAGGACUGGACUACCUGGUGCUGAACCACAUCGGGGUGACCCAUUUCCAGAUGUGGACUGGGGAUGUGGAGUACACUCGCUGGCUCAUGCAGGUGAACUUCUUGAGUUAUGUGGCACUUAGCACAGCAGCUCUUCCCACCCUGGAGGAGAAUGGAGGUUCUCUGGUGGUUGUGUCUUCCCUCACAGGGAGAAUACCCACUCCCUUCACCACCUCCUACUCUGCCACCAAGUUUGCCCUGGAUGGAUUCUUCGGCUCCCUGCGCCACGAGCUCUCCAUGCAGCAGAGAAAUGUCUCUGUCACUCUCUGCAUCCUGGGGCUGAUCGACACUGAGUCGGCGCUGGAGAACAUCAGGGGCAAAGUGCACCUGAGUGCUGCUCCUGCCCCCGAGGCCGCGCUCGCCAUCGUCCGCGGCGGCGCCACACGGGCACGGGAGAUCUUCUAUCCCAGCUGGCUGCAGCAGCUCUGCUGCCUCUGGGCUCUGUCCCCCAGCAAUGGGGACUGGGUGCUGCAAAGCUUCUACAACUACAGCAGCACUUAA